AGUCCUGGCGUUUGCUUUCAGAAAAAAAUCCAGUCAAGCCAGCUUCCAGGCCUUCCAGAGUUCCCGUCUCCGUCCUGUCCACCCAAAAGCUCCACCCAGUCCGGCAGAGGCGAGUCUCGGUGAGAGAUCCAGGUUGGCGAGAAGCGUUUUCCAGCCCUCGGCUCUGCAACCUCUCCUGGAAUCAGCCGGCCUGCCUGCCUGCCUUCCUCGCGUCCUUUCUCCCAAAGGGUCUGAGCGACCAGGAGUGCCAGGGCCCUCUUGUGCCCCUCUUAGCCCUGGGAGCCAAGCGAUCUUGGAAGGAAGAUGGCCACUCUUGGAGAUUUGCCGGAACAUUUGUUGCUGGACGUCCUGUCCUUUGUGCCUUCGAGGGACCUGAUUCUCAGCUGCCGGCUGGUGUGCCUGCACUGGCGAGCCCUGGUGGACAUGCCAGUUCUCUGGAAGCGCAAAUUCCAACAGAAAGGCAAGGACUCCGACGAGAAAGAACUGAAAGCCUUCUACAUUCUCUGCCACCUGGAGAAGAACUUAAUCAGCAACCCUUGUGGUGAAGAGGGCUUGGACUUCUGGGAAACCAGGACAUCCCCAGAAGGCCAGUGGAAAAUCGAGGAAAUAUCGGAAAACGACUCAUUGGAAAUUGAAACGACUGACGUCCUUCUGAGAAAUAUUUAUAUAAAAGAUGAAGACAUUCCCUACCAGCACAUUAAGAAAUGCUUCGCUGCAUAUAAUGGGCUCGGCAUCAAGUCUCAGUGGGUCACCUUGAAGGACCACGGCUACUGGGACGAGCUGAUCGACGAGAUCAACCCCACGAUCGUGGUGAAGGACUGGUAUUACUACACCCACCGUUGCUACUACCGACUGUGUGUGAAACUGCUGUCGGCCGAAUUUGCAGUCCUUCAGGAAUACUGCUCUGGAGAUGAGUACAAAUGCGACUUGAAAGACAAUGAAUGGCGGGAGGUUUCGUGCACUUUCAACAGCUGCCCUCCGGGAGUUCGCCACAUCCUCUUUCAACACCAGGGCCAACACAUUAACCUGAGCCACUCCAGGGGCAGGAUGAGAAUCACCAAAAGCAGCAUCACGGUCGGCCCGUUUUCUUGCUAUCAGUUCUUACGCCUCGACACGCGAAGGUCUAAUAUCUCCAGCCAACGAAUUCGUGUCUUUGACUGCCUGGGCUGGCUUCUGCAGGAAUAUUUCAAGCUCCUUGUCCUGCCCCGGCCGAGGGCUUUCCACGCGCUGACAGCUGCUGCUUUGCAUUUUCUCCUUUCGCGAUCUGCUUUCGGCUGGGGGCCCCUCGGGGCAGAGCCCCUUGCCCCCGGUUCUGCGCCCCUUCCUAGAUCAGCGGCUCUUCUUCCCAGCUGCCCAGGCCUUCCCAAAAGAGGAAUGGUGAACAUCAGAGACUUACCCGAAGACAUCCUGAUGGAUGUGCUGGUUCGGGUCCCUGCCAGGGAAUUGGUCCGCAGCUGUCGGCUGGUCUGUACGCUCUGGCGGGACGUGGUCGACCUCCCAAGCCUUUGGAAGCGCAAGUUGCAAGACGAGGGGUACGACCUUCGGACGUCAGAGAGGAACCUGCCUGACUGGCGGACUUGCUACUUCCUGUGGACCCUGAAGAAGAACUUGAUCAGGAAUCCGUGUGCUGAAGAGGGUUUUGACUUCUGGGAAAAAGAAUCCAACGGCGGCGAUGGAUGGAAGAUCGAGACGCUCCCCGGAGACCACGGAAGGGUCUUUCCUCAUCCGAAUGUCCAGAAGUACUUCGUCACGUCCUACGGGGCCUGCAUCAAAACCCAGCUCGUCACCCUGAAGGAGCACGGCUACUGGGACCAGCUGAUGGAUGAAAUCAGGCCGGAUAUUGUAGUGAAGGACUGGUAUGCGGCCCGCUUUGAUUGUGGCUGCCUCUACAAGCUCCGCGUGAAGCUUCUCUCGGUCGACUACAUUGUCCUUCACGAAUACCUGCCUGAGGAUGUGUUCAUUGAGCAGUGGAGUAACGCGGAGUGGCACGAGGUUUCGUACACGUUUCACAACUACCCUCCCGGCGUCCGACACAUCCUCUUUUGCCACGGGGGCCACGACAUACAGUUCUGGGCAGGCUGGUACGGCGUCCGAGUGACCAACAGCAGCAUCUCCAUUGAGCCAGAGGUGGCCGAUUCCUCCUGAGACCCGUCGCCGCCUUGAGACACAUGCAGACAGCAACAGCUGAUGCAUGUAUGAGAAAAGCGCCCCUUGGGGGAGGACAGCUGUUCCACCCACUCAAGGGUGGUGGUUAGCCGUAGAGCGCCCUAUUUCUGGUCUAUAAUCCCAGCUGGAGCUGACUGGCUGGCCCAUGUGCCAUAAAGGGACACCUUCUCGGCUGCCCGUGGUACCAAGCAGCAGGCUGUUUGGGAAGUGGAACAAGGAAAAAACACGGAGGAGCCACAGUGGCGGAAUGUGGCCAGGUUUGCUCGAUCGGGUUAGGAAACGGGCGACGUGGAUGCACCACCGAGCCAGCAAAGGCUCAAAGGUUACCACGGCACAGUAGCACAUCAUGCAGUGGUUCUUGGAAAAAGAGUUGUUCUCUUGUCUUUUGGCAACCCGCGCAUAAAUAAAACGGUUCAAACACCCA
This is a messenger RNA of Varanus komodoensis (Komodo dragon), 2590 nucleotides long. RefSeq lists its product as uncharacterized. Gene Ontology annotation, molecular function: ubiquitin protein ligase activity; protein binding. Gene Ontology annotation, biological process: SCF-dependent proteasomal ubiquitin-dependent protein catabolic process; glycoprotein catabolic process. The transcript is spliced from 14 exons. The record is from RefSeq and is a predicted model, not a curated record. NCBI's taxonomy places the organism in Eukaryota, Metazoa, Chordata, Lepidosauria, Squamata, Varanidae. Gene Ontology annotation, cellular component: cytoplasm; SCF ubiquitin ligase complex. The coding region runs from base 304 to 2145 and encodes 613 amino acids.